Messenger RNA from Rotaria socialis, 5400 nucleotides. Lineage: Eukaryota; Metazoa; Rotifera; Eurotatoria; Philodinida; Philodinidae. The record is from the annotation of a GenBank genome assembly.
AUGUUGCAGAGUGAUCCACCAUCUGCGGAAGUCUUACACAGUUCAAUUGAUUACGUGACUGAAGACUUUACUAUUGUGUGGCUCGAUUCAAAUAUUCAUGAAAAAACUAACUCUAUUGUUACACUUCAACGUGCAUUCAAACAUGUUAAAACAUUCUAUGAACUUACUUCAUGUUUGAAUUUUCUACAAGAUGCCGACAAUCAGAAAGUGUUUCUUAUCUUGUCACAUGGUUUCGCCGAUAUUUUUGUACCAUUAGUCCAUGACAUACUGAAGGUAUUCUCUAUUUAUAUUUUAUCAGACAACAAAGUGGAGUCCGAACAAUUAUUGCAAGAAUGGAAAAAAGUUAAAGGUAUUUUUGACAAUAUGGCAUUUAUUUGUGCACAAGUGAUGAGAAACAUCAAGCAGUGUGAAAAAAAGUUCACAUCCAUGAGCAUAAUCUCACCGGCUUCUAUUCUUGAUUUGAAUGGAUUAGAUCCUUCAUUUAUGUAUACAAAACUACUCAAAGAAAUUUUUCUCGAAAUGGGAUACGAUGAAAAAGCUAAGAUAGAAUUCAUAAAAUUCUACCAUGCUCAAAAUGGUGCAGUGCAAUCGUCUGCACUAGCAGACUUCACAAGAGAUUUUGAAGAUCACUCGCCCAUUUGGUGGUACACGAAAGAACCAUUGAUUUAUGUGACGCUUAAUAGAGCAUUAAGAACGCAGAAUGUUGAAAUUUUACUCAAAAUGGGCUUUUUCAUAGAAAAACUUCAUAAAGAAAUCCAACAAAUACACUCAAAAACAAUACCAACAAAACACAAGAUAAUUUACCGAGGCCAAGCUAUUUCAAUUUCUGAUCUUGAGAAAUUAAAGAAGAGUGAAGGUGGUCUUCUUUCAUUUAACAAUUUUCUCUCGACAAGCACAAGCUAUCAAGUAUCUUCUCUUUUUGCUGAUAGCGUUCGAAGCGAUCUGGAUGGAAUAGGAAUCAUAUUUGAAAUCGAAAUUAUACCAAAUAACAUAUCGAUACCUUUUGCUUCAUUGGAUAAUAUUAGUAUUCAUUCGGAUCAUGAAAAUGAAAUUCUCUUCUCAAUGCAUACUGUAUUUCGGAUUGGCGAGCUAGAACUCAUUGAAGAUCGACUAUGGUUUGUUAAAUUAACAUCUACGAAUGACGAUGAUGAACAACUCCAGCGUCUCACCGAGUACAUACGUACAGAGACAAAAGAACUAACAGCGAAACACCGGUUAGGUGUAAUGAUGAUCAAAAUGGGAGAAUUCGAUAAAGCUCAACUGUUAUUUCAAACUUUACUUGAAACAGUAUCAAACGAUGAUUGGGCAGAUCAAGCUCAUUUACAUCAACAACUAGGGUCGGUUCUUCAAUUUAAAGGUGAUGGAUUGCAGGCGUUGUCAAAUUAUUAUAAAACUCUCCAACUUAUUCAAAUUAAUAAUCUAUCGGAUUAUCCUUUAGUAGCAACAACCUACAAUCAUAUUGGUGAGACACACGAGUGCAUGAGGAACUACUCAGAUGCCUUGUCGCAUUUUGAGAAGGCACUAGCGUUGCAACAAAAAACUUCUGAAUUCAAACAAUCCGAUCUUGCCAUAACUUAUAAUAAUAUUGGCGCUGCGUUUCAAUCAAAGGGAGAAAAUAAUAGUGCCUUGUUAAAUUAUGAGAAGUCGCUUGAUAUCUUGGAAAAAUAUCUUCCAUCCACGCAUCCAGAUAUUGCAACUGCCUUAAAUAAUAUUGGAACGUUAUAUUACCGAAUGGGAGAUCUUGAAAGUGCACAAAGAUACCAUUUAAAGGCGUUAAAAAUCCAAGAAAGAGUUCUUACACCAACACAUAUUCAUCUGGCAGCAACUUAUAAUAAUCUGGGAUUAGUGCAUGAUUUAAUGGGAGACCAUAGCAGCGCUUUGUCAUUCUAUGAAAAGGCGCUAAGAAUCCGCCAGGCUGUUUUGCCCUGCAAUCAUCUAUCGAUAGCUGAGACCUAUGACACUAUUGGAAGCGUACACCGAUUCAUGGGUGACUAUCCUACUGCAAUAUCAUAUCAUGAAAAAGCACUUGAAAUUAAAAAAGCUAUUCUUCCAUCGAACCAUUUAGAUUUAUGCACAACCUAUAAUAGUAUUGGUUUUGCAUGUAAAUUGAGUGGCGAUUAUACGACUGGGCUCUCCUACUACGAAAAAGUACUUGCAAUCAAACAAAAAAAUAUUUCACAGAAUAGUUUUCUAUUAGCGAUUACCUAUAACAAUAUUGCUUCCAUCAAGCAAUUAGUCGGUGACUAUUCAAUUUCAUUGAUAUACUAUGAAAAAGCUCUUGAGAUCCAACAAAAAAUUCUUCCAUCAAAUCAUUUAGAUCUAGCCACAACCUACAUUAAUAUUGGCUCAAUUCAUUAUGCUUUAGGAUAUUUCACUAAAGCAUUUUCAUACUACAAACAAGCACUUAACAUCAGACAAAAUAUGCUUCCAUCUAUUCAUUCUGACCAAGCUACAGCUUUUAAAUGUAUUGGAGAUGUGUAUGAAAUUAUGGGAGAACAUUCAGAUGCGCUGUUAUACUAUCAAAAAUCUCUUGAUAUUAUACAGAAAAACCUUCCAUUUUCGCAUCCAACUUUCGCAACUAUAUGCAAUCAUAUGGCUAUUGUGUACCAAUCGAUUGGAGAAUAUUCAACUGCACUUUCCUACUGUUCAAAAGCCCUUGAAAUUCAAGAAAAAAUGUUCCCCUCGUUUCAUUUUGAACUAGCUACUACUUACAAUAAUUUUGGUGCGUUGCAACAGCUACUAGGAAACUAUCCUAAUGCACUAUUAUAUCACGAGAAAGCACUUGAAAUCCAGAAAAAAUCGUACUUACCCCAUCAUUCGGAUAUUGCCACUAGCUACAACAAUAUUGGUUAUAUUCAUUGUGUGUUGGGUGACCACGCGCUGGCGUUGUCGUACUUUAACAAAGCAACCAAAAUCCAAUCAGAGGUACUUUGUUCUACGCAUCCCAAUAUAGUUCGUACGCUAACUAAUCUUGGUAUGCUGUAUAAGUCCAUGGAAAGUUAUUCUACUUCACUGUCUUUCUACGAGAAAGCACUUGAGAUCCAACUUAAAAACUAUUCACCUACUCAUCUAGAUCUCGCUGUUAUCUACAUAGGCAUUGGAUCUGUGCAUAAUUCCAUGAAAAAUCUUUCAGAUGCACUGUCAUUUUAUAGAAAGGCUUUAGAAAUUCAAGAACACAGAUGUUUUCUGACUCAUCCAGAUUUAGCUAUGACGUACAAUAAUAUUGGUAAUACGCAUAGUUCUCUCCGAGAAUAUACGACUGCACUUUCGUAUUAUCGAAAAUCACUUGAUAUUCUAGAGAAAAGUCUACCUGCUACACAUCCUGAUCUGAUAGAAACAUAUAAUAGAGUAGGAUCAGUGUAUAAUUCAAUGGAAGAAUAUUCUAUUUCGUUAACAUAUUAUGAGAAAGCGCUUGAAAUACAAGAAAAAACUCUGCCAGCUAAUCAUCUUGAUCUAUCGAAGACGUAUAAUAAUAUGGCUUCGAUUUAUCAUUCAAUGAAAGAGAAUCAAAUCGCACAGUCUUACUAUGAAAAAGCCGUUGCAAUAAUCGAAAAUGCUGUACCACCAAAUUAUUCUUUAUUGGUUACAAUUUAUAACAAUAUUGGUGAACUGCAGCGUAUGGAUGGAAAUUAUUCCGCUGCAAUAUCAUUUUUUCAGAAAAUAUGCACAAUCCUACAACAAGAAAAUGAUUCAGCUUUUCAUAUAGAAAAGGUUCAAAUCUUUCAUAACAUUGCUUCAGUAUACGAAUGCAUGGGAGAAGAUUACAAUGCAUUAUCGUACCAUGAGAAGAUAGUUGAAAUUCAUGAAAGAACAUGUCCAACCAACUAUUCUGAACUAGCAACAUCGUUCAAUAAUAUUGCCAGAUUAUACCGAUCAAAGGGUGAUCAUUCUACUGCUCUGAAGUAUUAUCAAAAGUCGCUUGAAACCCAAGAAAAGUUCGUUUCAUCUGGUGAUUUCUCAUUAGCCACAGUCUACAAUAAUAUUGGCGACAUGCAUCAUUCACUUGGAAACUACUCAUCAGCACUUUCAAACUACGAGAAAGUACUCGAAAUCGAAUCAAACACUAUUUCAUCCGCUGAUCCAGAUUUAGCUACUACUUAUAACAAUAUAGGAUCAGUUUAUGACUCAAUGGGAGACUAUUCUACUUCACUUUCAUAUUAUCAAACAGCACUUGAAAUUGAAGAAAAAGUUCUCUCACCCACUGAUCUAAAUCUGGCAAUAACAUAUAACAAUAUAGGUUCAGUCAAUAUUUCAAUGGGGGACUACGUGAUCGCAUUGUCAUACUUUAAAAAGACACUUAAGAUCCGCCAAGAAUCUCUUCCACCUACUCAUAUCGAUAUGGCUGGAAUAUUUAACAACAUGGGUUCCGUACAUAGAAUGAUGGAAGACUAUAUGAAUGCACUAUCAUAUUAUGAAAAGGCAAUUGACAUUCAAUUGAAAGCUUUACCAUUGAACCAUCCUGAUCUGGCAACGACUUUCAAUAACAUCGGCGCAGUGUAUAAUGAAAUCGAAAACUAUCCAUCGGCACUUUCAAAUUUCGAGAGAGCACUGGAAAUUGAACUGAAAACGCUUCCCGCUAUGCAUCCCGAUCUAGCUAUCACGUACAAUAAUGUUGGUGCUGUUUAUGAUGCAAUAGGUGAUCAAAAUACUGCCCUAUUGUACUAUAAGAAAGCACUUGACAUUCAGGAACAAAGUCUUCCUUCUGAUCAUCCUGAUUUGUCAGCAACAUAUAACAAUAUUGCCAUAGCGUAUGAUUCCUUAGGAGAGUAUCCGAACGCACUCUCUUAUUACCAGAAAACGCUUCGAAUAGCAGAAAAAGCACUUUUUCCUGGUCACGUUUCAUUGACUGUAACCUACAACAACAUCGGCUCAGUACACCGCAAUAUGGGAGACAACAUGAGCGCACUUUUAUAUUACCAAAAAACGCUCGAAGUUGAAGAACGAACACUCUCAUCGACUGACCCUGAUCUUAUGACAACAUAUGAUAUUAUCGCUAAUAUAUAUAUAUUUAUCGGAGAAUAUUUCUCUGCACUUCCAUAUUAUGAGAAGAAGCUCAAAAUUCAAGAAAAAAUACUUUCAACAACUGAUGUUCAACUAGCCAUGAGUUAUAACAUGAUUGGCUUACUACAUCAAUGGUUGGGGGAUCAUAGAAGGGCGCUCUCCUUUUUCGAAAAGACACUCGGAAUCCAAGAGAAAACGCUCUCGGGCGCUCAUACAUCACAAGCAGUAAGUCAUUUCAAUAUAGCAUCGGCAUUAGAAAGCGUCCCCCAGCUCAGCGAAUCGGUUGAGCAUACAAUACGAGCAAUCAAUAUUUUACGUUAUUGUUUAGGAUCUGAUCAUCCUCAUGUAAAAUUAUGUGAAAAAUAUCUUAAUCAUCGUAAUAAAAAGAUGCAAUGCUAA